Messenger RNA from Pseudophryne corroboree (corroboree frog), 2066 nucleotides. RefSeq names its product cell division cycle 42 (gene CDC42). Gene Ontology annotation, cellular component: dendritic spine. The coding region runs from base 200 to 775 and encodes 191 amino acids. The transcript is spliced from 6 exons. NCBI's taxonomy places the organism in Eukaryota, Metazoa, Chordata, Amphibia, Anura, Myobatrachidae. The record is from RefSeq and is a predicted model, not a curated record. Gene Ontology annotation, biological process: modification of synaptic structure; Cdc42 protein signal transduction; establishment or maintenance of cell polarity. Gene Ontology annotation, molecular function: GTPase activity; protein kinase binding; GTP binding.
GUUCUUUCGGAGUUGAUUUGACUGCACCGCUCAGACAACAGCCCAUUCGAGCGCGGUGACGUAAUGACGUCGUGCUUGCCCCUGUCCAUUAGCCCAAGAAACCCUGUAUAGAGCUGCCAACGCCCGGUGGAGAGACGGGGAGAGAGUGAGGUCUGCAUUAAUCCAGCUUUGCGGACACUGACGACACAAGAUAGCAGCCAUGCAGACAAUUAAGUGUGUGGUCGUUGGGGAUGGUGCUGUUGGUAAAACAUGUCUCUUAAUUUCAUAUACAACAAACAAGUUCCCAUCAGAGUAUGUCCCAACUGUAUUUGACAACUAUGCUGUCACAGUUAUGAUCGGCGGGGAGCCAUACACUCUAGGACUAUUUGAUACAGCAGGACAAGAAGAUUAUGAUAGAUUACGACCCCUUAGCUAUCCACAGACAGAUGUGUUCCUUGUCUGCUUCUCAGUGGUUUCUCCAUCUUCAUUUGAAAAUGUGAAAGAAAAGUGGGUACCUGAAAUCACUCAUCACUGUCCUAAGACUCCAUUCUUGCUUGUUGGGACACAGAUUGACUUAAGGGAUGACCCCUCCACAAUUGAAAAACUUGCAAAAAAUAAACAGAAACCAAUCACUCCAGAGACAGCCGAGAAACUGGCCCGAGACUUGAAAGCGGUUAAGUACGUGGAGUGUUCUGCACUGACACAGAGAGGUCUGAAGAAUGUGUUUGAUGAGGCUAUCCUAGCUGCCCUGGAGCCUCCGGAAACUCAGCCAAAAAGGAAGUGCUGUAUAUUCUAAACUGUUUAACCGUUUCCUCCUCCCCCCCCCCCCCCCCGACCCCCCUCCCCCCUCUUGAUGUUGCUUACUAUCUCCAUCUAUUGUAGCAAUUCAAUCUAACAAGAACAAAAACAAUAAUACAAAAAAUAAUAAAAGCAAGAUCUUGAAAAAACCUGUGCGUCUUUCCUUAAAAACCCCAACCUGACCUACAUUCGUUUUCCUGCUUUAAUGAUUACUAGGCAAAAAUUGGACUCUCUUAACUGUUUCUUGGGUUGCCUAAACAUUUUCACAUCUAAUAAAUAAAGAAUAUCUGCUCUAAAAUGAAGUGUUUUUGUAAAAAGGUGAAAUGUGUAUUUUUCUGUUAGUACUGAAGAUUGUCUUUUUUAGUAACUGAAAUCCGUAAAUUGGUAGUGUCCCAGUCACAUGCUUACAGCGUGGGCUGCCAUGUUGUGCACUGAACCAGUUUUCAUGAGAAAGACGGUUAUUUCUUCACAAGGAAUUUGUAAUGUCAAAGACACAAUUGUUCAUAGUGUACCGAUUUAACAAAGUUCACAAAUUGUCUGUCUCAACUUGUGUGUAGGUGAACGGUACACUUUAACCUCUGACGUAUUAUAGGCUAAAUGUAAUUAGACUUAUAUCAUGAUCAUGCUGGAGGGUCUUGGUGUAGUUUGAACAUAUGUAAGUGUUACAGUAAAUGUGAAUGAUUUAAAAAAAAAAUUCCUAGUGAUUUUACUCAGUUGGUAUGGGUCUGUUAGAACCCUUCUCAAAUGUGCCAAUCGUCGCACUGUGCAUUAUAGUGAAUAGUGUCGUAUAGCUCUGUUAUGAUAAAGUAACGUAAUCCCUGUUUUAAUACUGUAACAUUAGGCAAAGUUUUUUUUUUUUGUUUUUUUUAACUUGGUGACCAUGCAUAGGGUGUGUAGAUUUUGGCAGGUGUGACUGGGAGAGGUUUUUUCUUUUCUUUUCUUUUUUAUUUGCUCUGUAAAAUAUCUUUUAUACUUGUAUAAAUGGCUGUUGGUGCCCCUUCCACAUACUUUUAAGUCUCCAUCUGUGUUGGGUGUGCAGCUUCUAAGUCAUUUCUUAUACUGAACACUAUUGAGGACGCGAUCGAGGAGAAACACAAACGUGAACUGAUUUUCAAGCAAGGACGUUUCAAAUAUACGCAAGGAGAGACUCUGCCAGUAUUUCCUUCACUUGACUCUGUCCUCAGUCUUCUGGACUACUUCCUAAUAGGUUCUGCUUGGUGUUUAUUCAUUGACAUGAGUAUUGCUGUUGUCCGCUAACCCAUUCCGAAAAUAUAUUUAAGUUCAAAUCU